Penicillium longicatenatum is the source of this 1563-nucleotide messenger RNA. Its product is annotated as general substrate transporter. The coding region runs from base 1 to 1563 and encodes 520 amino acids. The transcript is spliced from 3 exons. Gene Ontology annotation, molecular function: carbohydrate:proton symporter activity. Gene Ontology annotation, biological process: transmembrane transport; carbohydrate transport. NCBI's taxonomy places the organism in Eukaryota, Fungi, Ascomycota, Eurotiomycetes, Eurotiales, Aspergillaceae. The record is from RefSeq and is a predicted model, not a curated record. Gene Ontology annotation, cellular component: membrane.
AUGGAGAAAAAGGAGGAUACCAGCCAUGUGGAGCACACGCUGGAAGACACAACAGCUGCACCCAGCGCGAAUGAGCUCCGUGGACGUGCGAUUCAACAGCAAGAGCACAACCGCAGCUACUGGGAGACCCUGUGCAAAGAUCCACGUCUUCUCUCGGUAAUCAGCAUCACGGAAUUCAAACGCCGGUUCGGCAAGAUGAACACCGAUGGAUCCUAUUUCAUCAGUACCGACUGGCAGUCUGCACUGAAUGGAGGAUCGAACGCAGCGGCCAUUGUAGGUGCGUGGGGAGGAUCCUAUUUCGCGGAUCACUUUGGCACCAAGCCCGUUCUUCUCUUCGCGUGCGCGAUAAACAUUGCCUCAGUCGGCGUGGAGUUCGCAACUACGUCUAUUGCCAUGUUCUUCGGCGGGAAAAUGAUGAAUUUCGUGGCUAUUGGUGCCUUUCAGAACCUCUGCACGGCCUAUGUGGCUGAUAUCUCACCCCUUGCUAUUCGAGCCUCGGUGAUUGGUUUCUGUAAUCUCUCACAAUGCAUCGGGCCAUUCAUCUCUGCUAUCAUGUCCUACUAUACAUCUUCAUGGGAUAACGACUGGUCCUGGAAAUCGCUGGUGUGUGCUCAGUGGGGAUUUGCAGUGAUUGGAUUUGUUGGACAAAUCUUCAUGCCCGAGUCCCCAGUCUUUCUUGUUCACAAGGGCAAAAUGACUGCUGCUCGUGCUGUGCUGGGUCGCCUGUACAGUGACCCUAAUGAUGCGGAAGGCCACUUCGAGAGAAUCAAGUUGACUCUCGAGGAAGCCGAAUCCCAGAAGACAGUUUCUUAUAUGGAAUGUUUCCGAGGGACCAACUUGCGCCGGACGAUGAUUGCCAUGCUUGUAUUCACUGCUGAACCUAUGUCUGGUCUGGGUUUUGUGUCGAAUUAUGGCUCUCUUAUGUACCAGUACCUUGGAAUUGGUGAUCGGCAAUCAUUCCUGAUUCAGAUUGGUGCUCAGAUCCUGUCUAUCUCGGGUGCCAUCUUUUCUUUCUUGGUCAGUGACUUCGGGGGUCGACGUCCAAUGUUCAUCGGUGGCUGUAUUGCCCUGACAAUUCUUUUGUUGUGUAUGGGUAUCGCAGGCUCAGUGAACACAACAGCAGGUAUCACUGCCGCUGUGGGCUUCUACACCAUGUACAAUUUCGUCUUCAAUGCAGGCGUGGGAUCCAACGUAUACGCAAUUGCCGGUGAGGUUCCGACGUCCAUUCUGCGCACGAAGACACUUGCUCUGGCUAUCUCCGUUGAACAGGCGAUCUACACCAUGUGGUCAUUUGUCUCUCCAUACAUCUUCAACCCGGAUUACGGCAACCUCAAGGCUAAAAUUGGUUUUGUGUUUGGUGCUUUUAUGCUGGGAUAUAUUGCCCUUGCAUAUUUCUUUGUGCCAGAGACGCGUAUGCGCACUUAUGAGGAGCUGGAUGAGCUCUUUAUGAACAGUGUUCCCACACUUCAGUUCCGUGGCUAUGUCACCGUUGCCGAGAGACGUGCGGCGGAGGCAUACAAUGUGGAGAACAAGAUUAAGGAGGUGGAAGGAGAGAAUGUAUAG